AUGGCGGAUCUUCAGUCUAUUGCCCAGCUCCUCGCAGCGAGCAGUGACCGCACACAAACUAAACAAGCUGAGGCCGCUCUUCGCCAACAAGAGAGUAACCCGAACUUCCCCAUAUCCCUCCUUCAGAUUACUGCCUCCGAUUCCUAUCCGUUAGGCACUCGUCUCUCUAGCGCUAUUCUCUUCAAGAAUGUUAUUAGGAGGAAUUGGACCGAUGAGGAUGGAAACUAUAAACUCCCACUGGAGGUCGUGGGGACGCUGAAGCAAGAACUCAUCAACUUGAUGAUUUCCGUACCACAAGUACUACAAACCCAGUUGGGAGAAGCUGUCAGUGUGAUCGCCGACAGUGAUUUCUGGGAGCGAUGGGAUACUCUCGUCGAUGAUCUCGUUUCCAAACUCCAACCCGACAACCCUUCCGCCAACAUUGGCGUCCUGCAAGUUGCGCAUUCAAUCUUCAAGAGGUGGAGACCUCUAUUUCGGUCCGAUGAGCUAUAUAUAGAGAUCAAUCACGUUCUCGAGAGAUUCGGCACGCCCUUUUUGACACUUUUCCAGGGGCUUGAUACGUAUCUCGAAGCGAACAAGUCAAACAAGGAACAGCUCGUUCAAGGGUUCACACAGCUUAACCUGAUGGUCAAGCUGGUUUACGAUCUUUCCUGCCAUGACCUUCCUCCAAUGUUCGAAGAAAACAUGAAUGGAUUAGCGCAAAUUCUGCUCAAAUAUCUUACAUACGAUAAUCAACUGCUUCACACGGACGACGACGACGAAUCCGGUCAACUGGAAUACGUCCGCGCGGGCAUUUUUGAGGUUUUGACACUCUAUGUGCAAAAAUAUGGGGACGAAUUCAACCAACAUAUACAACAAUUUGUGGAAAGCUCUUGGAACUUCCUCACCACGAUCGGGCAAGAAACAAAAUACGACAUUCUUGUUAGUCGGGCGUUGAAGUUUUUGACUUCUAUUGCCGGCAUGUCCCAACAUGCGCAAAUUUUCCAAGCAGAAAGCACGCUUGCCCAGGUCAUUGAGAAGGUCGUCUUGCCAAAUGUCAGCCUUCGUGAAUCAGAUGAGGAAUUAUUCGAGGACGAACCGAUUGAGUUUAUCCGGCGGGACCUCGAGGGGUCGGACAGCGACACGAGGCGGCGGGCUGCUACGGAUUUCCUGAAACAGUUGAAUGGAAACUUUGAGGCAUUGGUCACGAAAACUGUGCUGCAAUAUAUUGAGCAUUACCUGACCGAGUAUGCGAAAUCGCCACAGCUGAACUGGAAGGCCAAAGAUACCGCAACCUAUCUGUUCAUCGCCAUCGCAGCUAAGGGAGUCGCAACCGCCACUCACGGAGUCACAACCACCAACAGCCUCAUUAACAUCACCGACUUCUUCCAAAAGCAUCUUGCUGCCGAUUUGGUUGCUGGAGACGGUGUGCAUCCGAUUCUCAAGGUUGAUGCUAUCAAGUAUCUGUACCUCUUCCGCAGUCUGAUCACAAAGGAGCAAUGGCAGGAAGUAUUCCCCUUGUUGGUGAACCACCUCGGCUCUUCGAACUUUGUCGUCUACACCUACGCGGCUAUUGCGGUUGAGCGUGUAUUGUACUUCACCGACAAUCAAGGACAGCCCAUCGUCUCCCCGGACACGAUCAAACCUCUAGCCAAGGACUUAUUGGAGCAUCUUUUCUCACUGAUCCAGAAAAACCCUGCUCCUGAAAAAGUGCAGGAGAACGAAUUCAUCAUGAAAUGUGUCAUGAGAGUGUUGAUCGUCAUCAAGGAGACUGUUGUUCCCAUCACUGACAAUGUGCUGAAACAUCUGAUCAACAUUACCCAAAUAAUCAGUAACAACCCCAGCAACCCGAGGUUCUACUACUUCCAUUUCGAGGCGUUGGGGGCAUUCAUUCGGUUUGCUGCUCCCUCGAACCCCGACAAGCUUGAGCAGGCUCUGUACACUCCGUUCUCCGCCGUUCUCCAGUUGGAUAUUUCAGAAUUCGUUCCCUACAUCUUCCAGCUUUUUGCUGCCCUUCUCGAAGCCAACCCAUCAGGGACAUUGCCAACCUACUACCAGGGUCUCAUUGCUCCCAUCCUUGCACCUCAGGUGUGGGAGUCCAAGGGCAAUAUUCCCGCUCUUGUGCGACUUCUAUCGUCCAUCAUUGGUCGGGGUUCGCAGCACAUCUUGGAAAACAACCAACUCAUCAACACGCUUGGUAUCUUCCAAAAGUUGCUGUCAUCUAAGACAAAUGAAGGCUACGGCUUCGAUCUCUUAGAGGCUGUGAUUGAGCACUUCCCAUCGGCCACACUGGAACAGUUCUUUAAGGAUAUCAUGCAAAUUAUCCUUACCCGCCUUCAGAACCACAAGACAGAGUCUCUCAUGCUCCGGUUUGUAAGAUUUUAUCACUUCAUGUGUGCCAACGACGCCAAGGGUUACAGCGCCGAUUUCGUCAUCCAGGUCAUGGACAAAGUCCAAGCGGAUCUGUAUGUUCAGUUAUAUCUGAAUGUCAUUCUACCUGAGUCACAAAAGCUUGCACGCCCUGUAGACCGCAAAACCGCUGUUAUCUCAUUCACCAAGACACUGGCCAAUUCCGAGGCAUUUGCUGUCAAAUAUAUGAAGGGAUGGGCCCACACAUGCAGAGCCCUUCUCAAGCUCCUGGAACUUCCGCCCUUGCCCGCUAGCAAGGACGACAUGAUUGCUGAGCAUGAUGUUGAGGAUAUGGCGUUCGGUGUCGGGUUCACAGCUCUCGUCACCAUCCGACCCCAGGUCAGGGACCCUUGGCCGGACACCGGAGCUGAUCUCAAGGCGUGGGUUGGAAAGUACCUGAAGGAGGCAGAUCAGAGACACGGCGGGAAAAUCUCAGGAUUUGUUCAGGAACGGCUCGACGACGAAGCCAAGGCGGUGCUCGGCAGUUAUAUCGCCUGA
Molecule: messenger RNA, 2886 nt
Organism: Aspergillus mulundensis
Lineage: Eukaryota; Fungi; Ascomycota; Eurotiomycetes; Eurotiales; Aspergillaceae
Product: putative chromosome segregation protein Cse1
Exons: 8
Coding region: 1-2886 (961 amino acids)
Biological process (GO): protein import into nucleus; protein export from nucleus
Cellular component (GO): nuclear envelope; cytosol
Molecular function (GO): nuclear export signal receptor activity; small GTPase binding
Source: RefSeq, a predicted model, not a curated record